AUGCUAAAAUUUCACACUAAAUCGAUUAGAGUUAACUCUAAUAACCUUUUCAUCUCCUCAUUGCUAUUGAAAAGAUGUUUCACUGAGGGAUUCCUUUUGAAUAAAAGCAUUCCACAAGAAACUAAAGAUGAUUUAAUUUCACGUCCUGAUGCUACUGCCACUUUGACCACUGAUUACUAUGAAUACCAACGUGUUGCCCAUGAUUCCGUUAAGAAUUUUAAAGCUACUUGGCUAAAUGCCUUGGCUGAACGCAAGAAGCAAUUGAAACAAGGUAAAAUUAUAGAUUCCUAUGUUUAUAAUCAUAUCAAAUCUCAUGAUAUCGUCGAAAAGACCAGAAAUGAAUCAUUUGCCCAUGUCGUCUUACCAUUUAAAGAGAACCCAAUCGUUGCUGACUUCUAUGUAAAUGCUGCUGGUAGAAUUAGAAUUGGCCAAUUAUUUCAGGAUUUAGAUUCUUUAGCUGGUAAAAUUGCUUAUAAACAUACUGCCCCAGUAGAACCAAUGAUCGUAACUGCAUCUGUAGAUAGAAUUUAUCUAUUGAAACCAAUCGACUCAAUCGCAGAUUACAAUGUGAUCUUAUCAGGUUCUGUUAUCUAUACUGGUAGAUCAUCAAUGGAAAUAGCUAUCACCGCAAGAGCCACUAAAAAUGAAGUACCAAAGGAAAUAUCAGAAGAGACUUUAUCGGAUGAUGAUAUCUUUUUAACUGCCUCCUUCACCUUUGUAGCAAGAAACCCUGAAACCCAUAAGUCUUUAGAGAUUAACAGAUUAUUACCAUUGAAUGAAAAACAAUGGUUGGAUUUUAAGCGUGCUGAAUCUCGUAUUGCAGCAAAGAAAUUAAAUGCUAGUAAUUCUAAUCUAGAAAAAAAUCCACCAACUGAAGAAGAGUCUUUGAUAAUCCAUCAAUUAUGGAGUGCCUCUAAAAGAUUGACUUCAAUGCCAAAUAAGCCAAGUAAUGUCUCAUUUAUGAAGGACACUGAUGUGGAAUCAACAAUGUUUAUGCAACCGCAAUAUAGAAACAGACAUUCCUAUAUGAUCUUUGGUGGCUAUUUGAUGAGACAAACCUUUGAAUUGGCUUAUUGUUCAGCUGCGUCAUUUUCUCAUUCAUACCCAAGAUUUAUGUCAUUAGAUUCUACCACUUUCAAGACCCCUGUUCCUGUCGGCUCAAUUUUACACAUGAAUGCCACUGUUGUAUAUACUGAACAUGUCCACAAGGCUAGUAAUGAACAAGCUAAAACUGGUAAAGAUAAUAGCACUGUGGAAGAAGCAAACUGUAACGCAGUUACUGAUUCUCAACCAACUGCAGUUAAUAAGCUAUCCUUUGACAAAGACAGUUUCUUAUCUAAACCUGGUACAUUAAUUCAAGUCAAAGUUGAUACAACUGUUCAAGAUUUAGCAUCAACCAAAAAACAACAAUCUGGUUCUUUUAUAUAUUCUUUCUUCGCACCUAAGGAUGCAGUUCAAGAGGGUACUCAUAGUAGUGGAUACUCAACUGUUGUCCCAGAAACAUAUUCAGAAAUGAUUGAAUUUAUUGAAGGCAGAAGACGUGCAACUGAAACUGCUUUAUAUGUUAGACAAGUUAAAGAAAACUAA
Vanderwaltozyma polyspora DSM 70294 is the source of this 1587-nucleotide messenger RNA. RefSeq lists its product as uncharacterized. Bases 1 to 1587 code for a protein of 528 amino acids. Gene Ontology annotation, cellular component: mitochondrion. Gene Ontology annotation, molecular function: fatty acyl-CoA hydrolase activity. The transcript has a single exon. NCBI's taxonomy places the organism in Eukaryota, Fungi, Ascomycota, Saccharomycetes, Saccharomycetales, Saccharomycetaceae. Gene Ontology annotation, biological process: acyl-CoA metabolic process. The record is from RefSeq and is a predicted model, not a curated record.